Messenger RNA from Aedes aegypti (yellow fever mosquito), 1788 nucleotides. RefSeq names its product fatty acyl-CoA hydrolase precursor, medium chain-like. The transcript has 2 exons. The record is from RefSeq and is a predicted model, not a curated record. The coding region runs from base 59 to 1744 and encodes 561 amino acids. Lineage: Eukaryota; Metazoa; Arthropoda; Insecta; Diptera; Culicidae.
UCAUAUGCCUUCUCUAGUCCAUAAAACCCGCUGCGUUUAAGAAAUACCAUUCAUAACAAUGUUGAAACUAAUAGCUCUAAUAUCUCUAGCUGUUUCCUUUUCUUGGUGUCAAGAUGUGACUCGACCCAUCAUUACCACAACUGGAGGACAGGUACAGGGCAUAACGGCCAGCUGUGGCCUGUUCUGUAGCUACUUCCAAUUCAAUGGCAUACCAUACGCGGAGCCUCCAGUUUCCGAUUUGAGAUUCCGGAAUCCAGUGCCACAUCGUGGAUGGUCAGGAGUGCGAGAUGCUAGUGAACAUGGAGAAAAUUGCCCAUCGCUAAGUAUACUCAGUGACUACUCAGGCAGUGAAGAUUGCUUACAUAUCAAUGUGUACACGCAGAAUUUGAUCGGAUCUCGACCAGUUAUGGUGUGGAUUCAUGGAGGUGCCUUCGUUCUAAGUUCUGGUGAUUCUAACAGAUAUGGACCAGACCAUUUAGUUCAAGAGAAUGUGGUGGUUGUCUCUUUCAAUUAUCGUCUAGGCAUUUUAGGAUUCUUCAGCACUGGUGACACACAUGCACAGGGCAAUUGGGGUGCGAAAGACUGUGUGGAGGCUCUGAGAUGGGUUCGCGAUAAUAUUGCGGCUUUUGGUGGAGAUCCCAAUAAUGUGACGAUCUUUGGUGAAAGUGCGGGUGGUGUGCUGGUACAUUAUUUAGUUUUGUCUCCAAUGGCCACUGGAUUAUUCCAUAAAGCAAUCGCCCAAUCUGGUACCGCUUUGGUUCCCUGGGGAUUCCAGUACAACGCACGGGAAAUGGCACGAAACAUCGCAGAUGCAUUCGGUUAUCCGCAUGACAGUGCAGAGCUUACACGACUUCUGCGAUAUACUCCUAUUGCAGAUUUUAUUGAUCUUCAAAGAUCCAUCACGGACAUCCCGAUUCCUCGUGGAUUUAAACCCUUCGAGUAUGUUCCCAGUGCUGAACCAGUCAACUCUCCAGAACCCACAUUUCUUACGCAACGUCCAAUUGAAGUACUCCUUUCCGGUGCAUACAAUCAUGUUCCAAUGAUCAUUGGCUACACAAGUGCAGAGAGCCUGUUUAUGGUUCGUGAGCAUCUUCUGGAUUCUACUGUAUGGAACGAAUUCACUCGUAACCCUCAAUUCUUCGUCCCUCACUUUUGGAAUAUUCCCGUCAACACUCCAGAAUCAAACGCAGUCAGCCAAGCAUUCCGCAGCUUCUACUGGCAGGAUCGCUCUCUUGGGCCUGAUAUUAUGUUGGAAUGGACUCAAUUCCACACUGAUCAACAAUUCCUAUAUGCCGUCGACAAAACAGUCGUUUUGACUGCCGAACGGAACACACAACCUACAUUCUACUACCAGUUCAGUUUUGAUGGUGACCUCAAUCUAAUGAAACGAAGACUCUUGCUAACCGACUUUCCAGGAGCAGUCCAUGCUGAUGAACUAGCUUACCUGUGGUCGAUGACAGAUCUACCCAUUUCACCCAUUCUACCAAGCAAUCCUGCAAACAUCGUUCGACAGCGAAUGGUUCGCCUUUGGACCAACUUUGCCAUCACUGGACAUCCAACUCCAAAUUCAGACAGCACCCUGCAAAAUAUUCACUGGGCUCCUUUUGAAGGAAAUGAAAUGGCGUAUCUAGACAUCGGAGAUAACCUAAUAGUAACUCAAAACCCCAACCAAGCACGUAUCAGCCUCUGGCGAGAUUUGGAAGAACGCUAUGCUAAUGAUCCAUUCUUUUAUCCUUAUUCGUAAAAGGUGGUAAAAGUAUAAUAAAAAAUAGCUCAUAACUUAUGUAA